AUGAUGAGUAUGCGUUGUAAAAGUUCUCAACGAAUUUGGCAAUGUUUUCGACGAUUAUUUUUUCCCAUAGUCCUUUUAUGUUCAAUUGUAUAUAUUAUAAUUAAAACAUCAUCUUAUAAAAAAUUAAAUAAAUUAAAUAGUCACAAUGAUAUUUAUAAUAAAUGGAGUAAUUUAAUCAAAAAUGAAAAGAUUCUGAUACCAAUUAAUGUUAAUCAAUUAUAUAAUUAUCCUGUUGUAUGUGCAGGUGAUAAUGCUAUAAUUAAUUAUACAGAUCUUGUAAAUGACAUGUGGAAAAUAUGUCAAGUAAAUUUAACCGGUUAUUUAAGUAUCAUAACAAAAUUACCAGAUGAUUUUAUACCAAAUUCUCAUCUACAAAAAUAUAUCACAGAAUGGAAAUUACCGAUAAAUAAACAUGACUAUGAACAAUGUCAAUUUUUCUAUAAUGAAACAACAGCUAUUAUUAUUUCAUAUCGUGACAGAGAAAAAAAUUUACGUCUUCUACUCUAUAAUUUAAUACCGGUGAUUCAACGACAAAAAAUUGGAAAUUAUAAAAUAUUUAUUGUAGAACAACAGUCAAAAGGUCCAUUUAAUAAAGGUCGUUUAUACAAUAUUGGUUUUACUCACAUAAUGAAAACUUAUAAACCAACGUGCGUCAUAUUUCACGAUGUUGAUUUAAUUCCUGAAAACGAUCAAAAUUUAUAUUCAUGUGGGAUACCUUACAAAGAAAAAGAUCAACAAAAACAUUAUCAUUAUCCUAUUCAUAUGUCAGCACAAGUCAGAUCAAAUGUAAAUAAUUCUUAUACAUCAAUUUAUUCGUUUCUCGUCGGUGGAGUUUUAGCUAUACGACCAAAAACAUUUCGUUUACUAAAUGGUUAUUCGAAUAAAUAUUUUAAUUGGGGUGGAGAAGAUGAUGAUAUUGGAUUAAGAUUUUUAGCAAAAGAUUUUUGUGUAAGACGUCCAAAUGUUGGCUAUUAUUUAAUGAAUUCUCAUGGUAGGCAACCAUCAAAUAAAAAUCGAUUUAAAUUACUCUUUGAUACUGUACUUAGACAAGAUGAUGAUGGACUGAAUGAUAUUGAAAGUUUAGCAAUGGUAAUAGAAGAAAAUUCUUAUUCAUUAGUAACAUGGAUUACCGUAAAAUGGUUAGAUAAAGUCCAGUGA
Messenger RNA from Didymodactylos carnosus, 1158 nucleotides. The record is from the annotation of a GenBank genome assembly. NCBI's taxonomy places the organism in Eukaryota, Metazoa, Rotifera, Eurotatoria, Philodinida, Philodinidae.